Molecule: messenger RNA, 1609 nt
Organism: Notothenia coriiceps (black rockcod)
Lineage: Eukaryota; Metazoa; Chordata; Actinopteri; Perciformes; Nototheniidae
Gene: gng3
Product: guanine nucleotide binding protein (G protein), gamma 3
Exons: 3
Coding region: 173-403 (76 amino acids)
Biological process (GO): G protein-coupled receptor signaling pathway
Cellular component (GO): heterotrimeric G-protein complex
Molecular function (GO): G-protein beta-subunit binding
Source: RefSeq, a predicted model, not a curated record
UACAGUGCACUGGACUGUACAGAGCAGGGUAGCAUCCAGGCUGCUGUCUGUGAGGGGUGGGGUCCGGCUACACUGAUACCACCAAACGAAAGCUAACAGAGAGGCAGAAAAGGAGAGGAAAAAUAGAGCGCAGAGGGGGGAAGAUUGCACCUACAGAGGACUAUAAAACGGGAUGAAAGGAGACACCCCAGUGAACAGUACCAUGAUGAGUGUCGGUCAGGCCAGGAAGCUGGUGGAGCAACUGAAGAUAGAGGCUAGUUUCUGCAGGAUAAAGGUAUCGAAGGCCGCGGCGGACCUGAUGGCGUACUGCGACGCUCACUCCUGUGACGACCCCCUGAUCAGCCCCGUGCCCAUCUCAGAGAACCCCUACAGGGAGAAGAAGUUUUUCUGCGCUCUGCUUUGAGACCAAUCAGGGAUUUCUGUGAUUAAAAGUACAACUGUACAGUAUGUACAUGUAUGUACAGUGUGUACUUCUGAUCUGAAUGAGACAUCAAUGUACUAUAGGAACCUUGCAUAAAAGCUGCCGAUGUACAGUACACAAUCAACUCUUGAACUAAAUUAUUUCACUGCUAAAGUCUCAAUGUAAGAGGGGAAAAACAAAUAUAACAAAACCCAAACAUUCAAUCGAGAGUCAGAGUUAUCAUAAUCAAAAGUAAAUAAACUUAGGAAACAGCUAUUAUUAGUUUAAUAACACAUGUCAUGCUUAUUUACAUUAUAGGUAACUGCCAAAAAAGGAUAAUUAUAUGGAACAUGCAGGGAGGCAAAGUCCCACGCUUUGGAUUUUGCUCGGUCAGAUGCUGCUCUGACAGUUCAAGGCUGUCACUUCGGCCCAUUAUAAUGUUCAUACAUCUGUGAUUGAAAAAAAGCCUAUGUUAGGUACAUUUAUGAAAUGUCCUAUCUGGUUGCUACUUGUAGAGGUAAUAGCACUCUUCUUCAGAUUAACGCUCUUUCAGUGUUCUGUCUCCAUCAACAGCUAGCUUAGCCUUUUAGAGCUACACAUUCAUUCAAUAGAGGAACAAAUCCAGCGGAAUGAAUCCUAAAACCCAAGAAAUGAGUUGUACUUCAGGUUCCGUUUGGAAGUCAAUGGGUUUUCAGCUAGAUGCCUGAAAUUAGUUGUGUGUCAGUAAGAGACUUUACAGUUUUGUCAACCUGCUUGUGAAUUUUGAGGCUUUUACAUGUUGAAAAAAAACAAAAAGGUCUGGCUUACGCUUCUAAAAUCAUAGUGAUGAUAAUUUGUGAAGAGCAUCUUACUAACAAGACAGGUGGUAUGAUAAACGUUUGUUGGCCAGGACUAAUUUUCCACUUAAUCAAAAAACUAAAAGGAACAUUUGCUAAAUGCUUAUUUGUAGGACUACAAAAUACUUCAACCCUGCAGCACUCAGUUCUCUUUUCCAAUAUGUUUUGUAUCCCUCUGUUUUGGCAGUUACUUGUAUCUACCAAGUCCAGGCUGUGUUUAUGAGUGGAGCCAUUUCAUUCAAGGUUUAUUAAGAUGUUAGCAUUUUGCUCAUUUCUAUACUAUUGCCGUCGUGUGUGUGGAAAGGUGCUACUGUGAAACUUAAGCCAGAAUCCUGAGUCUGAUCACGGUCGGAAAAAAUAUGUUAUAGUUCAA